Messenger RNA from Zingiber officinale, 716 nucleotides. RefSeq names its product membrane protein PM19L-like. Lineage: Eukaryota; Viridiplantae; Streptophyta; Magnoliopsida; Zingiberales; Zingiberaceae. The record is from RefSeq and is a predicted model, not a curated record. The coding region runs from base 132 to 653 and encodes 173 amino acids. The transcript is spliced from 3 exons.
AGUCACACAAGCUCGGUUUUGCUCAUUCCAGUAGAAGUUUAUUAUUGUGCUCUGUACUUGGUCUCCUGCAAUUUAGUGCUCUGUAGUUGUCGCUCUAAUCUAAUUUCAACCUGUAGUUGUUUUUGUAGAUCAUGCCGCAGGCAGUGGGAAGGAACGCAGCAGCUCCGUUGCUGUUCCUCAACUUCAUUAUGUACAUUAUAGUCAUCGGACUCGCCAGUUGGAACCUCAACCACUUCAUCAACGGCCAGACUCACCACCCUGGUGUGGCGGGCAACGGCGCAACCUUCUACUUCCUAGUCUUCGCCAUUCUUGCCGGCGUGGUCGGUGCGGCCUCUAAGCUCGCCGGAGCCAACCACAUCCGGUCGUGGAGGAACGACAGCCUCGCGGCCGCGGCCACCUCAUCGCUCAUAGCGUGGGCGAUCACCGCCCUAGCCUUCGGGUUGGCGUGCAAAGAGAUAGCGAUCGGAGGUUACCGGGGGUGGAGGCUGAGAGCCCUGGAGGCGUUCAUCAUAAUCCUGGCGUUCACGCAGUUGCUCUACGUGCUGCUGCUUCACGCGGGGAUGUUUAGCAGCAAGUAUGGACCAGGGUACAGGGAUCCCGACUACGGUGUUGGAGGAGGACCUGGAGAAGUUAAGGGAACGGCCAGGGUUUAAUUAGUGUUUAAGUUUGCUCUGUGUCAAUAAUAAUAAUAAAGUUAUCUGCUUAGUUUUUAAAUA